AAGUUCAGAGGACCCCGCGAAAGAACGGUCAAUUCAAAAUUUCAAAACAAACCCUAGAUUGUUGUUUUAACACGCAAUGUCUACUGGCCUAGCUGGCUGUUAUAGACGCAACCAACUUCUUCAUUUAAAAACAGCAGCACAAUGGACGCAGGUGAAAAGCACGACUCCAGCAGAAAAAACGAUAAAUCGGUGGAGACUCCUAAACCGCCUUCGAUCGAGGAUUUCCUCAUUUUGAAGCCCAUUAGCCGCGGAGCUUUUGGCAAGGUUUACCUUGCACGGAAGAAGGGCAAUUCACGAUUAUAUGCGAUUAAAAUGACAAAGAAAGCAGACAUGGUUGAUAAAAAUAUGACGGGCCAGAUGAAGGCAGAGAGAGAUGCACUUGCUUUGAGCAAAAGCCCCUUCGUAGUUCACCUGUUCUACUCCCUUCAGACAGCCACCAAAAUCUAUCUGGUAAUGGAAUACCUCAUUGGUGGAGAUGUCAAAUCUCUGCUUCACAUCUAUGGGUAUUUCGACCAGGAUAUGUGUGUAAAGUACAUUUCAGAGGUUGCACUAGCUUUAGACUACCUCCACCGACAUGGUAUAAUCCACAGGGACUUGAAGCCAGACAACAUGCUCAUAUCCAACGAAGGUCACAUCAAACUGACAGACUUCGGCCUUUCUAAAGUCAAGCUUGACAGAGAGCUGAGUCUUAUGGAUAUCCUUACCACUCCAUCCUUGGCUAAACCAAACAAAGAUUACUUCCGCACUCCGGGUCAAGUCCUCUCCUUAAUCAGUGCCAUUGGAUUUAAUUCACCUGCAGGAGAAGCCAAGCGUCACUGCAGUACAUCUGCUGUGUCCACUUCCAUGUCCUGUGGCAAAAUAAAACAGAAGAAUAGCUCUCUUGGUUCUCCCUUGAUGAAGAAAAAAGAUCAGCGGUCCUCUCUGGUUCCUCAGAGAACAGGACCCAACAAUAUUGUCUUUAGCCCUCAUAACCUGUCAAAAAAUCUGACCACCAAACUGCUGAAGAUCAGGAAGAGGUGUGACACGAUGAGUGUAUGCAGCACCACUGACACUGAAGGUGGCAUCAGUCCAUUGUGGGAAUGUGAAGACAUACAACAUACUGGUGCAGAUAAAGAAAAUGAACAUACUAACAAGCAGAAGGGGGAAUUGCAUUCUGAGUCCAAAGGACCCAGACAAGACGGUCCGCCCUCGAAACUGGCCUCUAUCGGCUUCUCUGCCAGGGCCACGAGCGUUCUGUCAGAUCCAGACCAUCUUGCAGAAUUGAGUCCUCACACCAACAACCUGGGGUCCACAGAUCUGGAUGAUUCUUGUCUAUCAGCCUCAUCGGCAAAGAGGAAAUUUGCUGACGUUGGGAGAAGCCCCGCACCACUGGAGAUCCAAGCCAAGAAAAGUAAUGCAAUCUAUAAGAGAUGCUACGAGAUUCCAGAAGAGACUACGUGGUUUCACACUGGCCUGACUGGAACAUUUUCAACCAUCCAAAUAGGUGACUUCGCGUACUCCACUGAGAGAAUUGGCUCAGCUGAAGUCCAGGUCCCAACGCGCUCCAGUCCCAUUGCUGUGGCCAAAAGUCUGUUUAGUGAACUGGAGGAUUUAACAGAGGAUGUGUUUGAAGACGAAGCCAAGGACCUGUCACGUUCAAGUUUCACAUCACCCCUUGCUGGGAACAGUGACAUUUGCAGGAGCUUGAGCCUCGACUCUGACGGGUCUCUGCAUGAAACAUCUCUCACUAUCGACAGCCGUGCAUCUCUCAAGCCAAGCAAAUGUUCCAUAAACAGGAUUUUAGCAUCACCCGAGGAACAAAAGGAAAAUAAAGAUGUGUCCAUCACUGAAUCACUCACACAAACUCCCUCUGCUGUUCACACUGGAACACCCAAACUCGGUCACUUUAGCCAGGGAGGAUCUCAGUGCUCCUUCCUUAACCGGCUCCCUGACCUGGCACAGUCCUCCUCCUUCCUCAAGCCGCGAAAUGUUGUAGCCUUCCGUAGCUACUGUAGCUCCAUUAACCGCUCCAACACAUCAGGGAUGUCCAGAUUUAGCGUUGGUUCUGUUGAGGCUAUGGACAUGUCCACAACCGCUUCUUAUCAUUCUGCGUCUGGAAAUGCAACGCCAGUGCAGAAAAGACCCAGUUCCAACAGCUCACUCUAUCAGACGCCUCAGCCCAUGUCAACCACUUGCACCCCUUUCAGGACCCCUAAGAGUGUGAGAAGGGGUGCACUGCCUGUUGAGGGCGCACCCAUUUUAGGAACUCCUGACUAUUUGGCUCCAGAGCUUCUCUUGGGAAAACCACAUGGAAGUUGUCAGUGUGACUGCAUGGUGGAUUGGUGGGCGCUAGGUGUGUGUCUUUUCGAGUUCCUCACAGGUGUGCCACCGUUCAAUGACGAGGCGCCUCACCUGGUCUUCCAGAAUAUUCUUAACAGAGAUAUUCCCUGGCCUGAGGAAGAAGAGGAACUGUCUGCAAACGCAAGGAGUGCGAUUGAAAUCCUCCUGACCAUGGACUUGACAAAACGAGCUGGUCUAAAGGAGCUCAAGUGUCACCCCCUGUUUGAGGGCCUGGACUGGGACAACCUGCAGAACCAGCCGAUGUCUUUCAUCCCUCAGCCAGAGGACGAAACCGACACCUCCUACUUUGAUGCAAGAAACAACGCUCAGCACAUCACCAUGUCCGGCUUCAGUCUGUAGACUUCCAAACAGCAACAGUUGAGUCUUAUUAAAGCAGCAUGCCUACUCCAAAAAUCUGAUCCAUUAAACAAACAAAUACAUGAUAAUGAUGCAGAUUGUGAUUGGUUCUCUCUUCGUUGUAAUACUU
This is a messenger RNA of Etheostoma spectabile (orangethroat darter), 2806 nucleotides long. It is a transcript of the gene mastl, whose product is annotated as microtubule associated serine/threonine kinase-like. NCBI's taxonomy places the organism in Eukaryota, Metazoa, Chordata, Actinopteri, Perciformes, Percidae. The transcript is spliced from 13 exons. Bases 142 to 2679 code for a protein of 845 amino acids. The record is from RefSeq and is a predicted model, not a curated record. Gene Ontology annotation, biological process: intracellular signal transduction; peptidyl-serine phosphorylation. Gene Ontology annotation, cellular component: nucleus. Gene Ontology annotation, molecular function: protein serine/threonine kinase activity; ATP binding.